CCGGCAGAUCGGGGCUCUUCAGAAGGCCGUUUCCUAAAUAGAGCAGCAGCCAGAGCGAGACCCAUCGUGUUUGUCUCCAAGAAGUGCGGCGGAGGUGGCUGUGUGGGUGCGUGGGGAGGAGCCCCCGCAGUCUCCGCUGGCUCCUGACUGUCAGGGAGCCGCAGACUUUACUCCGUGCUCCUGGCUCCUUCUGCAGAACUGUGCUUGGGACCCCCUGCCACGUCCUGGGGCAGAGCAAACCGCUAAGACACCGGCGUUGGGAAGUCCAGCAUCGUGUGCCGCUUCGUGCAGGACCACUUUGACCACAACAUCAGCCCUACCAUCGGGGCCUCUUUCAUGACCAAAACUGUGCCUUGUGGAAAUGAGCUUCACAAGUUCCUCAUCUGGGACACCGCUGGGCAGGAGCGGUUUCACUCGCUGGCUCCGAUGUACUAUCGAGGAUCUGCAGCAGCCGUCAUCGUCUACGACAUCACCAAGCAGGAUUCGUUUCAUACCUUGAAGAAGUGGGUCAAAGAAUUGAAAGAACAUGGCCCAGAGAACAUUGUGAUGGCCAUUGCUGGGAACAAGUGCGACCUCUCUGACAUUAGGGAGGUUCCCCUGAAGGAUGCGAAGGACUACGCUGAAUCCAUAGGCGCCGUCGUGGUAGAGACAAGUGCCAAGAAUGCUGUUAACAUCGAGGAGCUCUUCCAGGGGAUCAGUCACCAGAUCCCACCCUUGGACCCCCACGAGAAGGGCAACAACGGAGUGAUCUGCGUUCACGGCGGGAAGCCACCCUCUCAGGCCCGGCGGUGCUGCUGACGGGCACCCAGGCGCUGCCGCCGCAGGAGCCAGACCCCACACUCUGGAGGAGGCACAGGCUGCGCACCCAAGGCUGCAGGAAGUGGGUAGCAAGUGUCCCUGAGAGGAAGCUGAGAAAACUGGGAAAACCACACAGCCGCUGUGUGGCCUUCGGUGCGCCAAAGGGGUUGGGCUUACUGGGUAACGGUGCAGUCACCUUUUCUGCUGAAAGCAUUGCAACAUUGUUGGGUUUGUCCACGAGUCUUAAGUACUUUUCUCCUCUGAGUCCUGUGUCACCUGGCCAGACUCCAGGCUGUGCCUGCCUUACCCGAUCGGCCUUCACCGAAAGGCGGAUUUGACAUGGAAGGAUAGAGUUUCGCUGGUUUGGGAAAUAAGCUUUUAUUUAUUACUGUCUGAGAGAGGUCAGAGAAGUGUAACUGGAUCACCAUUCAAGCUGAGGCUUGUACGGCUAUGGAAGAGGAGGAAAAAAUGUCUGAAAAACUACCAUUUGCAUUCCUUGGAACUUAAUUGUUGACCUUUUUUCUAAGUUUUGGUCAGAUAUAAACAAACAGAUCCGGGCAGACUACAAUACAGCACAUGACCUUGGGAUCAGGACCACCAGUUAAAUAGUCACUAUCUAGGGAGGGUAGCAGGAAGGUAUAAACUCUUGGAGACCACACAGUACACCUCACCCACAUGGUAGGAAAUUCCUCCUGUCUUAGAGAUGGUCAAUGCAUGCAGUGUUAUGUUACUAAGAAUGUGCCGUGGUGUCAUAUCUAGGGGAAAAAAAUUAGCCAGAAAAUGCUUUGAGUCUAAAUUCUAAUUAUAAUAAUAACUAAUCAUAGGUUAUAGCAAAGCCAGCCCGAGGAAGUAUUACCACCUUAAAAUUCAACGCCUAGAAAAACUAUGAAGUUGGGGAAGCAUUUUCAGUGUUGUCAGGCUUGCGGACAGUCAUAGGCCCAAACAGAGGGCCCCCUAUGGGACCUGCCAGAGGCCUGAUGGUAGGCUCUGAGGAGGACGUUCAAAUUCCCUAUCUGCCCAGCCAGCUAUGUCUGAAUCCCAAGGAAAGAAAAGAAAGAAAGUGAAGAAAGCAAGAAAGGUUAUUUCCACCAAAAUUGCAAAUCCCAUUACCAGCCUGGCUUUCAUAAGAAUUUGGAAUCAAGAAGGAUCCAGGCUUUGGCUGGGAUGGACAGCCUCGUAGGCAGGGCAUGGCACUGUGUGCCUGCAAGCGACAGCUGUGGCGUUUUUCGCCAUGAACGUUGUGGGGCCAGUGAGCCCUGGAGAGCCCACCGCGUGAAGGAAAGAGGCCAUGGGCUGGUUCUGUGACUCAGUAUGAACUGGUGCCGUAGGGACUGAUGCCACCGAGCUCUCAUGGGCAAGAGACAGAGUCAUGGCAUCCACCAGAAGGAAGCGGGCUGGAGCCAAGUUUUCACCUUCUCUACAUUGGAAAAUGGGGCCAGGGUCUCAUCACAUAUUUAUGUUUUCAACUCAAGGAUGUGCUGCCAAUUUGAGUUCUUCCUGCUUUGCCCAACUUUGGAGAGGUGAUUGACAGCCUUAGAAUAUGCAGGCCAGAAAGCACUUAUUUUAGUUUCAAGAGUGUCCCUUGUCUCUCCCAGACAGGCACCCCAGAACCAGCUAGCGCGUGGCACCCGGAUGUCUUGGCAGGGCCUCUGCAGGGAUUGUCAGAGUUCUUUCCCGCAUUGCCAACAUUCCUGCCUGGCAUGCUUCUGUUGCAGGUCAAGAAAUGAUCAUACCUCUUGCCAGCGGGGAGAAAAUCGAACUGAGCAUUGAAGCAAUCUCCUUCCAGGUGACAUACAGGCCUGUUUCAGCCUUUCCUCAUGCAGCUUUCCAUGAGCAUCUGGGUUUCUCCAACAAGCAGUACAAGUUUCUGAGCUAAGAUAGCUCACAUCCCAGCAGAGAGUGUGGUAGCUUUUGACUGUUUGGGAGUGGUUGUAUUUUGCAUAAAAUGUCCAGUCUUAACCACAUAUGGGGAAUCUGCCCGCUAGUGAGCCCCUGGUUUAUUUCAGAAUCAUAUAAAGGGGUGAACUGCUGCCUUACCAUUCUGUAUUGCCAUAGCUAUGGAAGCCAGUCAGAAGACCAAA
Fukomys damarensis (Damara mole-rat) is the source of this 2879-nucleotide messenger RNA. RefSeq names its product RAB31, member RAS oncogene family (gene Rab31). Lineage: Eukaryota; Metazoa; Chordata; Mammalia; Rodentia; Bathyergidae. The transcript has 7 exons. Gene Ontology annotation, molecular function: GTP binding; GTPase activity. Bases 337 to 798 code for a protein of 153 amino acids. The record is from RefSeq and is a predicted model, not a curated record.